Molecule: messenger RNA, 1571 nt
Organism: Anopheles darlingi
Lineage: Eukaryota; Metazoa; Arthropoda; Insecta; Diptera; Culicidae
Product: histidine-rich protein PFHRP-II-like
Exons: 2
Coding region: 84-1571 (495 amino acids)
Cellular component (GO): extracellular matrix
Source: RefSeq, a predicted model, not a curated record
UUCACAGCUUCUCCAGGAUCAUACUAGUUCCAGAGAUCGCCUCUAAUAUUCGAUUACAGUAAUACACAAAACCAAUCGGCGUAAUGGCCUUCAAGUUCGUCGCAUUUGCAACGCUGAUCGCUGCUGCCAGCGCAGGACUACUUCCGGUAGCUCAACAUGGAGCCAUCGCGACAUCCCACUCUACCAUCCAGCACCAUGUGGCUCCAGCUGUCCACCAUGUGGCACCAGCUGUUCACCAUGUAGGAGCUAUCCAUGCUCAACCCGCUGUCUAUCAUCACACUCCUGCUAUUGUGAAGACCAUCGCGCAACCUACGAUCAUCAAGUCAGUGGAGCAUCACGCGCCUGCCAACUACGAGUUCUCUUACUCCGUCCACGAUGGUCACACCGGAGACAUCAAGAGCCAGCACGAAACUCGCCACGGAGAUGAGGUGCAUGGCCAGUACUCCUUGUUGGACUCCGAUGGUCAUCAUCGUAUCGUCGACUAUCAUGCUGACCACCACUCAGGAUUCAACGCAGUCGUCCGUCGUGAACCUUCCGGUGUGAAGAUCGCCCAGCCAGUCCACAAAGUGAUCGCUCAGCCAGUGCACGUGUCGAGCUAUGCUCAUGCUCCAGUCGCUCAUUCUACCAUCCAGCAUCAUCAUGCUGCCCCAAUCGCACACAUUGCUGCGCCGAUUGCACAUCAUGCUGCCCCGAUCGCCCAUUAUGCUGCGCCAGUUGUGCAUCAUGCUGCCCCGAUCGCACACAUUGCUGCGCCGAUUGCUCAUCAUGCCGCUCCGAUCGCUCACUCCUCCUCCAGCAUUAAACCAAUCGGCGUAAUGGCCUUCAAGUUCGUCGCAUUUGCAACGUUGAUCGCUGCUGCCAGCGCAGGACUACUUCCGGUAGCUCAACAUGGAGCCAUCGCGACAUCACUCUCUACCAUCCAGCACCAUGUGGCUCCAGCUGUCCACCAUGUGGCGCCAGCUGUUCACCAUGUAGGAGCUAUCCAUGCUCAACCCGCUGUGUAUCAUCACACUCCUGCUAUUGUGAAGACCAUCGCGCAACCUACGAUCAUCAAGUCAGUGGAGCAUCACGCGCCUGCCAACUACGAGUUCUCUUACUCCGUCCACGAUGGUCACACCGGAGACAUCAAGAGCCAGCACGAAACUCGCCACGGAGAUGAGGUGCAUGGCCAGUACUCCUUGUUGGACUCCGAUGGUCAUCAUCGUAUCGUCGACUAUCAUGCUGACCACCACUCAGGAUUCAACGCAGUCGUCCGUUGUGAACCUUCCGGUGUGAAGAUCGCCCAGCCAGUCCACAAAGUGAUCGCUCAGCCAGUGCACGUGUCGAGCUAUGCUCAUGCUCCAGUCGCUCAUUCUACCAUCCAGCAUCAUCAUGCUGCCCCAAUCGCACACAUUGCUGCGCCGAUUGCACAUCAUGCUGCCCCGAUCGCCCAUUAUGCUGCGCCAGUUGUGCAUCAUGCUGCCCCGAUCGCACACAUUGCUGCGCCGAUUGCUCAUCAUGCCGCUCCGAUCGCUCACUCCUCCUCCAGCAUUGUUCAUGGAGCCAGCCACCUCAGCCAUCAUCAUUACUAA